AAGUGUCUUAUAUAUUAUUUUUGUUUUUAGGCAUAAGUCAAAAUUUAGCAAACACUGAAAAACGCUCAGCUUUAAAAAGAGUGGUAAGGAGUACAUUUGGACAAAUUACUACUACCUACAGUCAACAGAUGAAAACUUUAAUAAUAGCAAAUUGUGUUGAAAAUGGAUUUGUAGAUGUUGAAGACGAUUUACGGCAAGCAUUCGAAGAAUUUGAAGUAUGUGCUCAAAAGAGAAGAUUGUACGUGGAUACUAAGGAGGACUAUCUAAAAAGUCUUGAAGAAUGCAGUGCAAUACCUACAAAGAAAAUAAAAAGUUGUCUGACAAAGGAACAAAGCUAUUUCCCGACUUUCUUUUGAAUAUGGCAAGAAAACAGGUUGAGGUGGGAUAUAAUGAUCGUGACAUAAUAAUAAUUUACUUGACUCCUUGUAUGAAGGUUUUUGAAAGAUUUGAUGUAUCGUACAGAUACCUAACAUGUCUAUCAGAUACUUCUAGAAGAACAAAUGAUACCGCUAGAAUUCCCGACUCCGUUGAAACAUUCUGUUCACGAGUUUUACCUGCCGUGGAAUGUAUGACUGAUAUUCUGGAUAAAGAAUGUAGCCAGUAUCCACAAGUAAAGCAAUAUACUGAAGAUAAUCUCCAUGCGAAUGAAUAUGCAUGCCAUCAGAAAUAUGAUUAA
Molecule: messenger RNA, 676 nt
Organism: Diabrotica balteata
Lineage: Eukaryota; Metazoa; Arthropoda; Insecta; Coleoptera; Chrysomelidae
Source: the annotation of a GenBank genome assembly